Messenger RNA from Brachypodium distachyon (stiff brome), 1659 nucleotides. Its product is annotated as nucleolar GTP-binding protein 1. The transcript is spliced from 14 exons. Gene Ontology annotation, cellular component: nucleolus. The coding region runs from base 36 to 1427 and encodes 463 amino acids. The record is from RefSeq and is a predicted model, not a curated record. Gene Ontology annotation, biological process: ribosomal large subunit biogenesis. Gene Ontology annotation, molecular function: GTP binding; GTPase activity; RNA binding. Lineage: Eukaryota; Viridiplantae; Streptophyta; Magnoliopsida; Poales; Poaceae.
UCCCAACUCCCACGCGACCAAAACGGGAAGAAGAAAUGCGCGCAGCAGCAGGAGGCCGCGCCUUCCAGCUCCACCUCCUCUGCCCGCGCCGGCCAUGGCGACCUCCUCCUCCCGCCACCGCGCCUAUCUCCCACUCCGCCCCCGCGGCGGGGCGCCUCCACCACCGUCGCCCUCCCAACGGUUUUUUGUCGACUCUGGAGCCAGGAGUUUCUGCGAUAUACUUGUGCCAUCACAUCCAUUCUGCGACGUCUAGUGUUUCCUUAGAGGACAGGUCACGGACAGAGUUAACAGAUGGAUUAAGUGGGGGCCUUGUGCAAAAAACUGAGAUGGUUGGUGCAUUUCAGAGAAUACCAAUGGUAAUGCCUGCAACUGAUAUACUUAUGUCAGCACAGAGGAAAUCAAGAAAUAUACCACCCACAAAGGGUAUAACAAACAUUGCCAAGCGUGAAAGGAACAAAGGUGCAAAGCAACUUGAUGCCUUAAUGAAAGAACUUUCUGUGCCACUGAGAACGUAUACAGAGAACUUCCCUAGGAGGAGAGAUUUGCAUCCUUAUGAGAGAUCUCUCAUUGAGUUGACUUUUGGGGAGGGAUAUUAUGAAAAGGUACUUGGACGAGUGGAUGCUCUUAGAAAAAAGAUAACUUCUGUAGGGAAGCAACAUGCUUCUGUCUGUGCUAAGUCAUUAACGAAACGUGAAGCAGAGGAACGACUCAGUGAGGGCCGGAAGGAACUUGAGGAAGUUUUCCAGCGUGGUCAGAAUGCGAUUGACGACUUAAUAAACGUUGCAAAGGCUUUGCGUUCCAUGCCAGUUGUUGAUCCACAUAUACCAACACUUUGUCUUGUUGGAUCACCCAAUGUGGGAAAGUCAUCAUUAGUCCGCAUAUUAUCUACAGGGAAACCUGAGGUCUGUAGCUACCCUUUCACAACAAGAGGGAUUCUAAUGGGUCAUAUCGUCUCCAAUCAUGAACGGUUUCAGGUUACUGACACUCCAGGACUUCUCACAAGACAUGAUGAUGACAGGAAUAACAUAGAGAGAUUGACACUCGCUGUCCUUUCUUACAUGCCAAUUGCUGUCCUGUAUGUUCAUGAUCUAUCUGAAGACUGUGGGACUAAGGUGGCUGAUCAGUACAUCACGUACAGGCAUAUAAAGGAACGAUUUGGCGAUCGCCUAUGGAUCAACGUUAUAUCCAAAUGUGAUCUUCUGGACAAGACCGUACCCUCUGGCUUCGACGAUUAUGAUGACGAAGAAGUAGGGAGAUACAGAAGGUUUGGGCCAGAGGAUGCCAUCCGAGUAUCUGUGCAGAGCCAAGUUGGCACAGAAGAGCUAAAGCAAAGAGUGCAUCAUCUACUAACCUCCCAGAUGACUCGGAUCAAAGCCAACAAGGGCGACAAUGAAAUCCAGGGAGCAGAUAGCAAUGCUUCUCGGUAAACUUAGACAACAAGGGAGGGGAUACCUGCACGAUUCCCUCCUUGAUGUUUUAUGUAAAUCACUCAUAGUUGACAUCUAAUCGGCUGCAAUUUUGUAACCUGGGUACAAGAAUUACUUUGGCAUAUCAAGCAAAAUCGAGAGCUAGACUGAGUUCACUGUUUUGCAUUGAUUUUUUGUGCUUAAGGGAGAGUAAACUACUCAGCCAUGAAAAGAGUUUGUUGUGACCAGCAAA